Messenger RNA from Durusdinium trenchii, 1095 nucleotides. Lineage: Eukaryota; Dinophyceae; Suessiales; Symbiodiniaceae. The record is from the annotation of a GenBank genome assembly.
AUGGCGCCACCGUUGCCGACACCGGGGCCCGGGGCAUACAAUAACACCGUGAAGGAGAAGGUGCCUGGAGGAAGCUACUUCGGAACCGGGCACAUCACGGUCGGCCUGGAUCAAAGUGAUGCGUCCUUUACCUUGUCGCAGGAGAAGCAGUCGUUCAUCAAAUAUGACGCCAAUAAGAAUGGCAUGCUCGAUUUUCAGGAGCUCAGCAAACUUCUGCGGAAGGGAGAUCCCUUUGUCACGGACACUGAGGUCCAAGCACUCUUUCAUGCGCUGGAUACUGAUGGGGAUGGCAGCAUCGGAUACAACGAGCUCACUGAAUACCUGCACCCGCCAGGAUCAACCUUUGAGCACUCCACAUGGCGCAAGAAGCUUCGGAAUGCCUUUCAGCUGUCCUUGCCCGGGCCAGCCGACUAUGUGGGCAAUGACAAAAACUUGGCUGGGAAGCGAAAUGCGCCUCGUGCAGUCAUCCCUGCCCAGAGGAUGAAGACCUACUCCGCCACCUUCGGUUCCGCCCCGAAGAUCCGGGACGGCCGGUCCGAGUCGCCGGGCCCUGGCGCCUACGCACAGAACUUCUCCGCUUUGGCCCAUCAGAAGCAGGGCCCCCGUGCCACGAUCGGCGCUGCCCGCCGGGCCUUGUGCUACGACGGCAGCGAAGAGCCAUCGCCGGGACCGGCGACCUAUGCCACCGAGACCAAAUAUAAGGUAAAAGGUGGCAGCUACUUUGGCGUCCCUGGUCGCAUGAACCUGCCAGAUCUUCCGUACGAGAAGCGGGCCUUUGCAAGCUGUGACAUAGACAAGGAUGGCAAUCUUAAUGUGGACGAAGUUUUCACGCUUCUACAAAAAUCAGAUCCAUCCAUCACUGCGGUCGAAGCCAAGCAAAUCUUUGAUGCUUGCGACCAGAACCAGGAUGGCGUGAUUGAUUUCGAGGAGCUGAGGAACUACCUCCAUCCAUCGAGUGGAAAUGAACACACGGCCCAAAGGAAACGCUUUAAAGAUAUUUUCUCUGCGAAGUCGCCGGGACCUUUGGACUAUGACACCAUUGCACCGCGCACGAAGAAAGUCCAUGGCGGCACCAUUGGACGGGCGCGGCGCUAG